AUGGUGCCCCUCCUUUAUUUCCAGUUACUGUCCGUUGCCUUGUUCGGCAUCGGUUUUUACGGUGUCCUCGCCCGCAGAAGCGCGGUGCUCAUCGUAUUGUCCAUCGAGUUGAUGCUGAACGCCGUCAACAUCAACCUGAUCGCGGCCGCGUCCUACCUGAACGGUACGGGUCGCUUCGCCGCAUUCGACGGCCAGAUAAUCGCCAUAUUCGUCAUCACCGUGGCGGCUGCGGAAGUCGGACUGGCUUUCGCUAUCAUCCUGCGGAUGUAUCGCAACCGGGGAACCGUCAACGUGGACGAAAUCAACCUGCUGAAGUGGUGA
Molecule: messenger RNA, 321 nt
Organism: Geodia barretti
Lineage: Eukaryota; Metazoa; Porifera; Demospongiae; Tetractinellida; Geodiidae
Source: the annotation of a GenBank genome assembly